Molecule: messenger RNA, 2987 nt
Organism: Scleropages formosus (Asian bonytongue)
Lineage: Eukaryota; Metazoa; Chordata; Actinopteri; Osteoglossiformes; Osteoglossidae
Product: dynein regulatory complex protein 1-like
Exons: 10
Coding region: 92-1684 (530 amino acids)
Biological process (GO): axonemal dynein complex assembly; cilium-dependent cell motility; regulation of cilium movement
Cellular component (GO): axonemal dynein complex; axoneme
Source: RefSeq, a predicted model, not a curated record
UUAGUAUUAUAACUGAUGCCUUUGUCCAAGGUGGCAUAGGAUAGGUUAAUACAACUGCUUAUGAUCAUAUUUUGAUUUUUAAAGUACAAUCAUGAGUCAAGCUGUGGAAUACAUAGAAAGCAUGAAACAAGUGGAGAGCAGUAAAGAAGUUGGUUAUGCUUUAUUGAUUUAUCAGUUAUUGUGUGCUUGUGUGCCUUUAGUUGUUCAGAUGCAAAUGUGUGUGAAUGGUGGCUUGAGAUUUGUUUUAUGUUGUGAACAUGACGCUCACUUUGUCAAGCUUGCUGUCCUGCUACAGCGAAUGACAAAGCUACGGAAAGAUGGAACAGAACUGGUCACUAACAUCCAGGUAGCUGCAGAUUUCAGGGAGACGCAGAGGAGAGCGCAGCAGAAAGAGGCGACUAGGCACAGGCUUGAGAAACUGGAGAUUCAAGCUAAUGGGAGCCUGGAGAAGUUUGAGGAGAUCUCUAAGGGGUGGGAUACAGCUAUGCAGAAGAAUUUUACCCGUGAGCUGCAGGAGGCGUUGGACAGCCAGCAGCAGCUGUGUACCCUCCUGCUGGAAGAUAAGGACAAGCUCAUAAAUGACCUGCAGCAGGAGCUGAAAACAAAUUAUGACCAGUACAAGAAAGAUUUAAAGAAGCAAGCACAAGAUGUAGAACUCCUGGUUGAGAAAAUGGAUGAGCAGAUUAAAAAUCUAAGCAAGUCCUACAGAAAGGAACUCGAUCUAAUUGAGACGGUGUUCGAUCAAGACCGCAAUGCCCUCCUGAGCAGCAACCGCAAGAAAUGGGAGCAGAUGGCGAAAGAGCGGUAUGACAAGGAGCUGCAGUACCUGCUUCAGAGGAUGAAGAAGGUCGAAGAGUAUGAGGUCCUGCUGCAGCAGUUAAGGAUCGAGGAUGCGGAGGAGUACAACAAAAUCAAGAUUAAGCUGGAUACUGAUGUACAGAUCCUGAAACAGGAGUUAAAGCAGCUGAAAGUGACCCUUCAGCAAAACCAGGAGAAGCUGGAAUACAACUUCCAGGUGCUGAAGAAACGAGAGGAGGAAAACACCAUCACCAAGUGUCAGCAGAAACGCAAAAUUAACAGACUACAGGAUAUCAAAAAUAACCUCAAGAUCAGAUGUGAAAAGCAGGGGAAGCAGUCUCGUGAGGAGUACAAGGCUUUGGGUGAUGACUACAAAAGAAUCAUGCAAGAGUACGAAGACAUGCAGAAGAAAAUGAGGCACUUUGUGACCACUGACGCCAGAACAUUUAAGGACAUCUGGCUGAUGAACGAAUCCGAGGUGAAGGAGCUGGUGGAGAGGGCCCUGCAGACCGAUCGGCUGGUGCACGAGCAGCAGUUGGCCAUGCCCUGGGUGCAACCGCCACUGCCCUUCCUGGAGGGUGACCCCACCAGGUUUCACGGAUAUUCCCAGCGUGCUUCUAGAAAGAAGCUCCUGAAAUCCACCAGGGAUGAUGCAGAGGCAGCUGCCUACUGGGAAGCCAUGGCCAACAUCAUCCCUGAAUCAAAGCUGCAGAUUUGGAGCGCUCUGGAGAUGGCCCUGGAAAAGUAUUACAUUGCUCUGAACGAUAGAUCCAAGCUGCUGGUGGAGACACAAAGUCUGCAGAAGCAGAACAUGGAGCUCAAGAUCCUGCUGCAGCAGUGCAUCAGUUCCAAGGGUUCACUCACCCCCCAGAAUUUACAAGUUUGAGCCUGAGAGCUGGGCACGGAGAGCAGUCCCAGCAAGAGGAGCAGCAACAGACCAGUGAGCACUGCAGCUCAUAGCACCACCCAGACAGGAUGACUAGAUAUGCUCUUAUUCAUACAUAACACUCAUCUCGGUCUAUUUACUACAUUAAUAUAAAUAAAAACAAAACAAAGGCAUUCAGGCAGCACUAGACACUAAUCCAUCACAGGGCACAGCAAAAUAAAAAUAAGCUGAGUUCACUUCUUUGCUUCUUCAGCUAACAUCAAAAUGUCCACUGAAGAUUUGGCCAAGAUUUGUUUUCUGAAACACAAUGUUUUUCUUCUCCACCUCAGUGAGUCUUUUUUUUGUGGAAAGAAAAUCAAAAAAGUUGAGUCACAACACCCUGUACAGUAAUUCAGUAUUUUUAUACCCCGAUCUGUGUGUCCUGUCUGGAUCUUUUAAUUAACAGCAUUUACUCACUAGGCUCAUGAAAAAGAUGAACAUUGCAAGAUGACAUUCCAUUUGUUCAUCAGUUUCUGUUUCAAGUUUUGAAAAGAGACACCGAAGGUGCUUUUUUGUUGAAAAAAAUUCUCAAGUCGUAUCAACACCAUUUACUUUGGGUGGUGCCAGACACACCAAGGUAUAGGCUGAACCUGAAUGUGUCAAUUCCUCCAGUUUGGUCCAAACAAAGUGUCCAAAUUUUUUAAUUAAUAUGUAGAUAAAUUCUCAGAUGUAGCAAGAUAAAAUGCUAAAUAUUCACAACAUACUUAAAAACCUAUUGAAAAAAUAAGUUUGCUUUGUAUUACAGGUUGUUGGCUAGUUAACACACAGAAUUUUCUUCAAUGUCAUUAAAAACAGUCCACAAGUCUUUGAGAAUGACUGAUGUUUUAUGGCUUACAAAACAUGUUAUGUGGCUGUGUACAUAUUUUCUGGGAAUGCAUCAAACAGAAUUGAAGAAUACACACAAGGUGCAGCUCACAAAUGUAAUCAAAAAUUAAACAGUUCAGUGUAAAGUUGAUAGUCACCUGUCAUGCAAUACUGUGCAAAGUAACAUUUUUCUAAAGAAAAAAAAACUUCUGCACAGCAAACUACAUUCUAGUUAAUACAUGCAAGUUCCACUUUUGGUAUUUUUCAGAAAUUCUUCCCAGAUGACAUUUUGAACACCAUUCACAGAAAUGUAGUUAUUCAAACCGAUGCUAUAUUCUGGUAGCUCAUAAAAACAAUUCAACAGAAAAAGAAGAGAAACAAUGGGUGUUUAGUUACUGAAACCUACAUAAAGCUUGUGGAAUAUUUCCAAUCACCAUUCAGGAAACUACUUACAUUCACA